GAAAGUUACGCCUCACUUCCGGUUUUGAUAAAUCUGUCUUCUUCAAUAAAUAAAACUCUAGUUAACUAUGUUCUCGAAUAUAUUUAAGAAAGAUUCAAAACCUGGCUUUGUAUGUCCAAUAUGUCACACGAUAUUUAAUCAGCCUGAGUUAUUGCAAAGCCACUUUACAGAGAAACAUAGUGAAUUUGAUAAUAAUUCAGAUAAUUCUCCUCGAAAAGAUGAAAAUUCCAACGCUGCAGCAUCAUCAUCGUCAGAAAGGAGACAUUCUAUUGACCAAAGUGAAGAAGAUUUAAUGAGAAUGCAGUUGAAAGCAUCGGAGGAGAGUAGAUUAAUAUUGAAUAACGAAGUAAUUACUCUAAAGCAACAAUUGACUGAUACUUUCGAUUCAAUGAAAAAUUUACACGAAGAAAAGUUGAUAAUUGAAGAGAAAGCAGCAAAAAUGGUUGCUAGUGAUUUAACCGCCGUAAAGGCAAAAGCUGAUGAAAGCGAAGGUAGUAAGGCGGCCUUGGAAGAUCACUUAAAAACUUUGAAGAAACAAAUAUCCGAGAAAUCUCGAUUAGUAUCAAGUUUAGAAUCGCAAUUAGCUCAAAGACCUGGUGCUGAUGAUGUUCUUGUUCUACGAAAGGAAUUAGUUAAUGCUCAAACUUUAAUGGAUGAUUUGACAAGAAGUAAAGAAGAAGAAAUUGAUUGUUUAAAGAGAGAGAAUUCGGAAUUGACUAAUGUUUUGAACAAAUUAAAAGCAGAAAGUGAUUCGCUUACUGAAGAAAAAAAGCGUCUACUCGACGCCUUUGAUCAACUGACGCUGGAGAAAGAAAUUCUUGAAAAUAAAAACAAAAAUCUUGAAUAUCUUCAAACAACCUUAAGCGAUAGCUCAGAAACGAAUGAAAAGAAACUGGAAGAGGCUUUGAAAACUAGUGAAUCGGAAUUAAAUAAUGUUAAACAAAAGUAUUCUGAUUUGGAAGAAAACUUAUUGGCAAAAAACGAUGAAAUUUCAGAAAUUUCUCAAUCGUUUGAAGAAAGAAUUUUGGAAUUUCAGCGUCAAAUUAAUAAUUUAGAAAAUGAGAAUAUUCUCAUUAAAAACACUUCACUUAAUGAUAAAGAUUCCUUAUCGACCUCUCUUUCUAAUAAGGAAGAUGAAAUUCGAAUUUUAAAAGAGGAAAAUUCAUCCCUAUCCAAAGAUUUAUCAUCGAUAAAGGAACAAUUUUCACUUUUAUUAAAAGAGAGUGAUUCGAUGAAAGAGAAUAUUCAUGUCAGCGAAGCUAGUUUAGAGAGUAUUAGCAUUGAUAAAGAUGAAUUAGAGAAACAACUUGGCAGUAAAACUCUUGAGAUAAAACAAAUCAGUGAAGCCAAAGAAGUUUUGGAAGAAAAGAAUAAUGAUCUUAACGAAAUGAUUCAUCAGAUGUCUUCUAAAGUACUCGAAAGUGAGGAAUUACAGGAAAAGUGUCGAACUGAAUUGAAUGAUGUAAGACAUUCCAUGAGCGAAAAAUUGGAGGAGAAAGAAAAGGAAUUAACAAGGAUGAAGACAGAAUUAGAUUCGUUAAUGUUAGACAUUGAGCAAAAAAAGACUCAACUAGAGAAGGUAUGUUCUGAAAAGGAGUCUGUCGAAACUACACUGGAAAAUAUGAAAUUAUCUUUGAAAUCCACAACAGAAGAAGCCAGUCAGGAAUGUGAAAAUCUUAGGAAAAGAUUACGAGAUGUUCAAAAGCAACAAGAGGAAACACUAAAUUUAUUAACCGAAAGUAAGCAGAAUACAGAAAGACUGGAAAACGAAAAAGACGAUCUCAUACAUAAGAUUGAGAAAGGUGAAGGUAAAGAAACAGCCAUAUUACAAUUGCAACAAGAAAAUAAUUCUAUUCAAGAAAAGUUAGCUACUGUUGAAAAAACUAAAGAAAGUUUAAAAUCUGAUUAUGAAAAUAAAUUACUAUCUCUGGAAAAUCAACUCGAAGAUUUUGAAAAAGAAAAGAAAGCAGAAAUACAGCGAAACAUUAAUUUAAACAUUAAUUUAGAGGAUUUACAAAAGGAAAUAGGUGAUAAAAUUACCCAAAUUGAUAAAGACAAGGAGGAAAUUGCCAAGCAAAGUCAAAAGUUAAAGGAUCAACAAGUAAAAAUUAAUGAAUUAGAAAUUAGUUCAAAGAAAGCUAAAAAGCAAAAAGAUAAAGAAAUUGGUGAAAAAAAUCAAGAGAUAAAAAAAUUAGAGAAACGUAAUGAUAAUAUAAAUAAUAAUUUAGAAAAGAAAUCAGCUGAAAUAUUAAAAUUAAAUCAAACGUUAAAAACAAUUAAGGAUGAAAAAAAUGAUUUAGAAAGAAAGUUAUUAGACGCUGAAACUGAAUUAAAAAAAAAUGAAUCAAAUUUGGAUAAGUUAAAACAUUCUAACGAUACAUUGAAACGUGAAAAGAAAGAGCAAAUAGAAGUUGGAAAACAGGAAAUUAAACAAUUGCAGGAACAAAUAGAGAAGUUAAAAGAGGAAGUCUCUGGUGAAAAACAUGAAAGAAACAAAAUCUCUAGUGAGUUGGAAAAUGAGAAAUCGACCCGUAUAGAAAUCGAAGAGAAAAUUAAUGUUCUUGAAACUGAAUUAGUAAAAUCAAAAAAUGUUUAUAUUCAAUAUGAGGAGAAAGUAAAGUCUGAAAUGGAUGAUAAAAAAGAAUCUCAAGUUAAAUUGACUAAUGAGAUUGAUGAUUUAAAAACAAAACUGAACAAUGAAAAGAAACAGAACGAUGAUUUAAAGGAAAAGGAUAAAAAUCGAACAAAAGAAUUAAAAGAUUUGAAAAAAAAAGAAGGAAAGUUAAAAACCGAAAUAGAUAAUCUCAGGAAAAGUAAUAGUGAUUAUGAGGAACGAAUUGGCGGUUAUGAACAAGCCUUGGAUGGUUUAAAAAAGGAUCUUUCGGAGAAGAACAAUGAUAUAAAAAGCUUAAAUGAAAAGUUUGAAAUUAGAAAAUCGAAAGAGGCCGAAAUAAUCGAAAGUAAUCAAAAAACGAUGAAGCAUCUUGAAUCAAGAGUAAUAGCUAUGCGCGAAGAAUUGGAUGAAUCAUGCGUCAAAUUAAAAGAGAGCGAAGAAAAUAAUCGUACACUUCAAGCGUCCUUAGAAUUAAAGCUAUCAGACUUGGAAUCGUGCCGAGGUCGCCUUAAGGAAGCAGAAGACAAAUUUUAUAAUUAUUAUACAGAUCUAGAAAAUAUGAAAAAAGUCCUCGAGGAAGAGACACAAAAUAAGCAAGCUUUAAUGGACAAGAUUAAAGAAUUAGAAACAACUCUUAAAAGUCAUGAAGAGAAGUAUCAAGUUAUAGUAGCUGAGUUAGGUGAAGAAAAAAGUAUAAAAUCCACAACUAACGAUAAUUUAAAGGAGACUGAAAGAAAAUUACAAACUGUAGAAGAACUUUUAAGGGAAAAGAGUGAUAUGUAUGAAGAACGAUUUAAUGAAUUUCGUGAAAAUGAAGUUAAAUUUAACAAUAAGAUAACUGACCUAUUGGAAGAAAUUGAAAAGGAGAAAAAUCAACUAAUUGAAGUGAAAUCUAAGUACUCUUCUUUAGAAUUGUCAACACAACAAGCUGAGGACAUGUUACGAAACGAUAAUAGCUGUUUACAGGCGCGAUUAGAAGAGGAAAUUGCUGCCAAAUUGGAUCUUGAAAAGAUUAGAGAUGAAAUGGAAGGAAAGCUUCUAAUUGAGGUUGGAGCGGUGAAUGAGACUCUCAGAUCUUUGAGGCAGGAACUCGAAGAGAGUAAAGCACAAGUUAUUGAGUUUUCAAAUGAAUGUGAAAAGCUUAAGCUUGAGAAAUUAGAAAAACAAGCUCUCUUGGAGACUAGCAGUGAUGAUAGAAAAGUUUUGUUGGAACGCUGUUUAGCCAGCGAGGAUGAAUUAAGACAACUUCGUGAUAAGACAUCGGCUAUGAGAAGAAAGCAAGAAGAUCUAGAAGCAGCUUUACAUGAAUUGGGCAGAGAAAAUCAAUCACUACAAAUACAAACAAGUAAAGAAUGUUCAAAUAAAUCUGCCGUUACGACUUCCAGCAAAAAUCCAGUUCGUGUCUGCGAACCUUGCUUUCAAGAAAUUACAGGCUAA
Dimorphilus gyrociliatus is the source of this 4051-nucleotide messenger RNA. Lineage: Eukaryota; Metazoa; Annelida; Polychaeta; Dinophilidae. The record is from the annotation of a GenBank genome assembly.